Messenger RNA from Hordeum vulgare subsp. vulgare (domesticated barley), 1702 nucleotides. RefSeq names its product ERI1 exoribonuclease 2-like. The coding region runs from base 69 to 1343 and encodes 424 amino acids. Gene Ontology annotation, biological process: exonucleolytic trimming to generate mature 3'-end of 5.8S rRNA from tricistronic rRNA transcript (SSU-rRNA, 5.8S rRNA, LSU-rRNA). The record is from RefSeq and is a predicted model, not a curated record. Lineage: Eukaryota; Viridiplantae; Streptophyta; Magnoliopsida; Poales; Poaceae. The transcript is spliced from 4 exons. Gene Ontology annotation, molecular function: 3'-5'-RNA exonuclease activity; nucleic acid binding; zinc ion binding.
UUUUCUUUCUACAUCCCCGGCGGGGGGGGGGGGGGGGGGGGGGGGGGGGGGGACCGACGCCCACGGCCAUGAUUGAUCACCAACGCGCAGAGAAAAUGCAAGUUAAUAACGAGGUACCUCCAGGGUGUCUCAAGCCAAAUAUUUCUCAGUACAACCCUGAAGAGCAUAGAGGUGGCGUUGAAGGAUUUCCUGAGAAUAAUGAAAAAAAUAAUGACAGUAUUGCACCAGAUAAAGUGUGGGGGGCAUCUCCUCUCCCAAAUCAAGGAUUUAGCAGACCCUUCUACCGCCAGGAAUUUUAUGCCUGGCCGCAUGUUUAUUCUGAUUACCAAAUCCUGCGGCAGCCACAACCUUAUGGAUUUGACAACCAGUUUUAUCAGAUAAAUAGGGACAACUGUUUCCCCAUCGAGAGAAGAGUUCAGUUCCCAUUGAAGAUGCUCCCUCAAGGUUACCCUCAUGAUGCACAACUUCAGGAAUUUCAAUAUUUUGUGGUUAUUGACUUUGAAGCAACCUGUGACAAGGAGAAUAACCCACAUCCACAAGAGAUCAUUGAGUUUCCAUCUGUCUUGGUUAACAGUGCAACGCGACAAUUAGAAGCUUCCUUUCAAACAUAUGUUCGACCUGCAUAUCAUCAAAAUUUGACUGACUUCUGCAAGGAGCUUACCGGUAUACAACAGAUUCAGGUGGACAGAGGUGUACCUCUAAGUGAAGCCUUGUUCAUGCAUGAUAAAUGGUUAGAGGACAAAGGAAUAAAGCACAAGAACUUCGCUGUUGUGACCUGGUCAAACUGGGAUUGCCGUGUGAUGCUGGAAUCAGAAUGCAGGUUCAAGAGAAUCAGGAAGCCCCCUUAUUUCAACAGGUGGAUCAACUUGAAGGUCCCUUUCCAGGAAGUCUAUGGGGGUGUCCGGUGCAACUUGAAGGAUGCCGUUCAGUUAGCUGGUCUGACAUGGGAGGGUCGUGCCCACUGUGGUCUUGACGACGCUCGCAAUACUGCUCGCCUCCUUGCGCUGUUGAUGCACCGGGGAUUCAAGUUCUCCAUCACCAACUCGCUUAUGUGGCAGCAACCUGCUCCGCAGGCAAUAACGUGCCAGCCAUCCCCAUCCCCUGACCGUUCUCCAGACCUCACCCUUUUGCAGCAGCAUAAGGCAAGGGAGAUGCUGGGACCUCAUCUCCAUGCUAACCCAUAUGCCGUCAAGGCCGCUGGACAGGUCUGCUUCUGCGGAGCGCCAAGCAGGCCAAGCACUGUACGCAAACCGGGUCCGAUGCAGGGAAGGCAUUUCUAUGGAUGCGGCAACUGGACCGUCACAAGGCGGGCCAUAUGCACGUACUUUGCGUGGGCGUCUUGAAUAUAACUGACGCCCUGUCCUGAGCGGAGGGCUGGUGCUUUAACUAGGGGAGGCUACUAGUGCCUCCCCCUUGGUAUAUAUAUGAUAUAUGAGUUUGCUCAUAAUACAAUGGGAGUUGACUAGGUAGUGUCUAACCUGUCAUACUGACUUCUGUUGAUAGAAGAGAGUGGGGAUGAGAUGCUGCUUAGGAUGCUUUAUCCGCGAAUAAUCUUGAAGUUUGUGGAUGCUUGUGUUUUUUUUCUUUUAACUCAAAUGGAACUCUGGUAGAGAAGGUGUGCUUUGUGAGUAGAUGUUGAAAGUGUGGAUUGUGUGUGUUUAGUGCCUUGCUAUUGAUAAUCAAGAACAAGUUACAUAUGGAA